GCAUCUCAGCUGGCUGGCGCCACGGGCACACCCCACCCGUGGGAGCCCCAGGAGAACACCCAGUGCACCACUCUCUCCUAACGAGCUAUUAAUAAUUAAGCUGCUCACUCAAGGCAAAGUCAAUAGAAUAUUUGGCUGGGGAGUGUUUGCCAGAACCACCCCUGGGAGGCAGGCAGAGUGGAGCGAGGCAUCCCCUUGGCAUCCCAGAGCUCUGGAAUUUGGGGCUGUGUGGUCCUGGGGGCCUGGUGGGGUCCCAUAGGGAUCUAUGAGGGUCCAUUGAGACCCAUCUGGACUCACUGGGAUUCAUUGGGACUUAUCAGAGGGGUUUAUGGUGCCAUUUCACUCUCUCCUGUGGAGCUGGUGCCAGCAAAGCUGGUGCCAACUUUGCUCCCUCUUGGCAGCACCCACAAAAGUGGGUGUCACUCCAGCCCUCUCAAAGGGCCAGUGGCUUUUCCAGGUGGUGCCAGGCAGUGACUGUGAUGGAAUCACAGGCACCGACCGUGUAAAGCCGAACUCCAGCUGCUCCUGGAGCCGUCUGGCAAUUCCCACCCACACGGUGCUUUUGGGAUACUGUCAGAGCCACCUGCUCCCCCCGUGGUGUCACCGUACACCCCCACUCGCUCAUGAAAACCAUUCGGCAAGAGGCUGGAUGCACCAGCCCGGCCUGAUCCAGCGCUCCCGGCUCCAGGGGAAGUGGGGGGCGCUUGGAUGAGCUUUUGGGGUGCCGCAGGUGCCCCUGUGGCAGCUCCCCCCCUGCCCGCGGCGCUGUGCCCAGCGCCGGCCGCAGCCCGGGGCUCCGGUUGCAUUUUCCAUUCAUUAUUCAUCGAGCUGGAAAUCUCGGCGGCACGAGGCGAUCCGAGCCGGGGGGGCCGGAGCGGGGCAGCGGCGGCAGCGGCGGCGCCCCGGGAUCACGGCGGGGCCGGGGGUGACCAGGAUGCUGUGGCAUGGGAAGCCCUGGAGGUCCAUGUGCAAGGGGCUGGUCCUGGGGACCCUCCUGACCAGCUUCAUGUUGCUGCUCUACUCCUACGCCGUCCCCCCGCUGCAAGUCAGCGUCACUGAGAUCCCCGUGCCCUUCUCCUGCUCCUCCCACCUGGCCCAGGCUCCAUCCCUGUCCAACAGCUCGGGCAGCGCCUCGGGGUGGAGCUGCCGGCCCAAGCUCAACGUCAUGUUCAUGAAGACCCACAAGACCGCCAGCAGCACCAUCCUCAACAUCCUCUUCCGCUUCGGGGAGAAGCACCGCCUGAAAUUCGCCUUCCCCAACGGCCGCAACGACUUCUACUACCCGUCCUUCUUCGAGCGCAGCCAGGUGCAGCACUACCGGCCCGGGGUGUGCUUCAACAUCAUCUGCAACCACAUGCGCUUCCACUACGAGGAGGUGCGCAAGCUCCUGCCGCCCGACGCCACCUUCGUCACCGUGCUGCGGGACCCCGCGUACCUCUUCGAGUCCUCCUUCCACUACUUCGGGCCCGUCAUCCCCCUCACCUGGAAGAUCACCGGGGAGGACAAGCUGGACGAGUUCCUCCGGGACCCCCAGCACUACUACGACCCCAACGGGUUCAACGCUCACUACCUCCAAAACCUCCUGUUCUUCGACUUCGGCUACGACAGCAGCAUGGACGCAAACAGCCCGCUGGUGGAGGAGCACAUCCGGGAGAUCGACCGCCGCUUCCACCUCGUCAUGUUGCUCGAGUACUUUGAUGAGUCACUGGUGCUGCUCAAGGACCUGCUGUGUUGGCAGCUGGAGGACGUCCUCUACUUCAAGCUCAACGCCCGCAAGGGCUCCACGGUGUCGCGGCUGACCCCGGAGCUGUACGAGCAGGCGACCGCCUGGAACCUGAUCGACGCCAAGCUCUACCGCUACUUCAAUGCCACCUUUUGGCGCAAGGUGGAGGCCUAUGGGAGGGAGAGGAUGGCCAGGGACGUGGCCGAGCUGCAGAGGGAGAACAAGAAGAUGACCAGCAUCUGCAUCGACGGGGGACACGCCGUGGACGCCAGCGCCAUCCAGGAGUCCUCCAUGCAGCCCUGGCAGCCCCUGGGGGAGAAGACCAUCCUGGGGUACAACUUGAAGAAGAAGAUCAGCAAGAAGCACCAGAAGCUGUGCCGUAAGAUGCUGACACCUGAAAUCCAGUACCUGACUGACCUGGGGGCCAACCUCUGGAUCACCAAGCUAUGGAGCCACGUGCGGGACUUCCUCAGGUGGUAGGGGCUGGCGGGUGCCCCGCUCCCCUGGGGAAGAACCAGGUGCUUUCGUUUUUGUUACUCAUGGUUCUCUUGGUUUGGAACUGGCUGGAGGCUCUGGAGCCCAGGAACUUUUGGGGGGACCCUCCAUCACUUUCCUGCAGAGCACCAGCUUGGGCAGGAGAGUGGAGACUCUGCCUCUGUCAGCGGGGUCAAGGACUGGGGGGUCCAGGGGUGGUGUUUUCCUGCAGGAUCCACUUCUUCCUUCCCCAUGGAAAAGCUGGAGGAGGGAUUUAUGAAGGAUGUGGCUUUGUCACAGCGAGUGCAGGACAUCCAUCACCAGGUUGCUGGGUGCAGGCAGGGAUGUGCUGGGACAGAAGUGCUAGAGGGUUUCCCUUGCCCGGGGUGGGCAGAGAUGCCCACAGGGAACCCAGCCCUCCAGGAGCUCCUCAAAUCACCCCACUGAGCCCUGGUUUUGGGGUGUGGGAAUGUCAGAACCUGCUGCACUGCCUCAGCCCUUGGGUGUGAUGAGUGCAGCAUGUUCUCAGCCCACCAACAGCUAGGCUGUGACCUAGAGGCACCCGGAGCCAUUUGGAGAUUGGAAAACCCAUCCCAAAAGCCCCGGCCUUUAUCAACAGGUCCCCAUGGCAAAGGGCACACCCUCACUGCCCCCCUUCGUCCCAGUUAGAGGAGCCCGUGGCCCUGGUCCCCACAGGGGACAUCCCAAAAGGCCAACAGGGUCUGGUGACAACUGGUGUGGGGAGGAGAUGGGAGCGGGGGCAGUGGGACUGUCCCCAUGAUGCCAUCCAGGGCUCGGUGAGGAUGCUGAGGGCAGGGGCCAUCCCCAGUGCCCACCCUGCCUUGGGGACAAACCUCGUGCGUCCCAGCUGGGCUGGAUGACACUGGUGACACCACGUCCCACUGAGAGUGGCCCUGGCUGGGCACAGAGGUGGCACCUGUGGCUGAGCCAUCCCCCAGCAAAGGGACCCCCAUUGUCCCCCUACCUGUGUUCAGCUCCUUCUGUAAAGACCAGAAAUAAAAAAAUAAUUUACUUUUGUAA
Molecule: messenger RNA, 3238 nt
Organism: Zonotrichia leucophrys gambelii
Lineage: Eukaryota; Metazoa; Chordata; Aves; Passeriformes; Passerellidae
Gene: GAL3ST1
Product: galactose-3-O-sulfotransferase 1
Exons: 3
Coding region: 935-2203 (422 amino acids)
Biological process (GO): myelination; galactosylceramide biosynthetic process
Cellular component (GO): membrane
Molecular function (GO): galactosylceramide sulfotransferase activity
Source: RefSeq, a predicted model, not a curated record